GAAUCAAUUCUUCGCACGGAAUUCUGUCUGUAUGAUAUUUUAAAGAAGUUUUUUAAAUCAUAAUAAAUUGUGAUAACAAGCAAAAUUUUUGACAGUUGUGUAAUUUAAAUGGGGUUUGUACUGAAGUUUCCCGUACGAUUUUUGACUUCACUUAGCGGUUCAUUGAAAACUUCAUCUUUGAAUGUUGUGACGCCUGGAAAAUAUCCUAUCACCUCACCAAACUUCGUUCAGUUCAAUUAUGCUAUUCGUAGACAGUUUUCUACCUCUGAAUCAGACAAUUCAGUAAACAAUAUUGCUGAAUUAGUGAAAGGGAGUCGUAUUGUGCUUUUUAUGAAAGGCAAUCCAAGUGAACCACGAUGUGGUUUCAGCAAUGCUGUUUGUCGUAUCUUAGAAAUGCAUGGAAUUCUAGAAAAAGCAUGUAAAGGAGAUGAUCCAAAUCUUUUCGCGUCAUAUGAUGUUCUGGAGAAUGAAGAGCUAAGAGCUGCUGCCAAAGUGUUUGCCGACUGGCCUACUUUCCCUCAAUUAUAUUUUGAUGCAGAAUUUAUUGGCGGUUGUGAUAUUCUUUUAGAUAUGCAUCGUUCUGGGAAACUAGCUGAAGAACUAGAACGUCUUGGCAUUGGUUCUGCUUUAACAAAAGUAUCCAAAGAGGAGAAAACGUGAUUGUCUUUUGAUAUUUUUAAUUUGUACAGUAUUUCUAUUUUCUGUAUAAUAAAAGUAUACUAUAGUGUAGCACUAACACUUGGUCUUCAUUUUACUCUUAAUAUGUAGUUGGUGUUAGUGUCUCUGUGUGUGUGUGCGACUGUUUUAGGUCUUUGCUUGCAAUUGUCAGAUCUUAACAAACUAUUAGUUAAGUAAGCUCAAUAGCCAUAUAUUUUAUUGCAUGAUAUUAUAUUUUCUAGUUUAAUCUGCUUUGAGAAUUUUUCAAAACUAUGCAUACCUUAUUUUCUCAAAUUCUAAAAACCAAAUAUUGAUAUCAUAAGUUUCCGUUAUUGAAAAUGCACUCUUACAUGGAUUGUUCAUUCUGACCUUGUUUGACUAUGGAUUGAAUAAUGCAUUUUGUGUCACACCUUAUGACGAACAACGUUCAGACUAUUUGCAUGCAUGCAUCACUGCAUUUAGGUGACCAGUAACUUGAGAUUUUCAAAAUGUUUGUGAUGCUAACUUUCUAAUCUUGUGAUUCAUUCGUGAUUGUUGCAUAAUAGUUCAAUGUCCUAUUUCCAUUUUAGCUACGUUAGAUGGUCAUUCUUGUUAAGUUCAAAUCAAUUCUCUAAUUUAAA
Messenger RNA from Schistosoma turkestanicum, 1277 nucleotides. The record is from the annotation of a GenBank genome assembly. Lineage: Eukaryota; Metazoa; Platyhelminthes; Trematoda; Strigeidida; Schistosomatidae.